GAAGAGAUCGACGACCUCUUACCAAGAAUCCAACUCUCAGCGAGGUACGCAGACGCUGGGUCUUCUAGUGUUGCUGAAUGGAUUAGCAGACAUUUUUGUGGCCUUUUUUUGUAAUCAAAACCUUUUCAUGUUAUUUUUAUUUAAAUUUGACUUGUAGUUACUCUUUAGCAGACGAUCAAACAUCCACUGGCGUAGUGAUAUCAAAGGAAAACAGUCCACUAUCCACAUCUCUUUGCAAGCUGUAAUAAUUUCAAACUAAAAGUUUUAUGUCUUUCUCAACUGUUAAAUUUAAUUUUGUAGUAUGCAAAGACGAUUGGUUCUCGCUGACAGUUCAGUUCUGUCCUUACAACAAGACGCUUACCUCGCUGGGAUUUCGAUUCUGGGUAGGAGAUCCUAUCUUGCUACACCGCAGUCCAGUCAUACAAGUUCGAGCAGUAACGAAGGUCUGUGCUCCCAAUGACAUACAGGCCAAGGAUUGGAAGAACGGCUUUGAGAUAAUAAAAAAAGUAAUGCUUGCUGACCAGAGAAUUGUUGAGAGAAAUACCACCCAAGAACGAAUUAGUCUGUAACAGAGUGAGCAUCACAAAAGCAGAUACAUAUGCUUGAAAUGACUGUAUGCUUUAUUUUUCGCUUUCACACUCGAUCGCUAACACAACAGAAAAAAAAACUGUAAUUCUGCAGACGCAAAGUGAUCCUCUAAUAAGUUCGUCUGCAAGUUUUCUGAAAAGUUUAGCGCAAAUUGUUUGAUGCGAAGUUACAAUCGAACUUGUUGAUGACACAAAGCGCCGAUGCUAUCUGAAAAUAAUAAAAUGCCUGCAGCGUUUUCCCGCGUUUCCGAGGGAGAGCAUCCCAGUGGCUGCUAUUUUAGGUGAGACCGUGCGCCCCAGCGGAGACUGGCGAGGAAGCGCUUGUGUGUGCCUCUGUGCCCAAUGGUCGAGAAGAAAUACCAUUCCACGUCUUCCGCUCGCAAGCCGUAACACGACACUCCCCGUCUGCCUGCCCUCGCUAAAGUUCCAGCGUGGCAGUAGUGGGAUGCUUCGAGGUAGUCCUGCUUCUUAUUCUAGUGACACACGCUUCGGAUGAACUGCUGUAAAAAUGAAGGCUGUAAUCUGGACACAGUUUAUUCUACUUUUGUGCGAAGUUGUUGUCUGCAAUUCUCAGGUUGAGACAGCCAAGGUGACUAAGAAAGCAGUUUUUGACGUGACCAUUGGUGGCAAGAAUGCAGGAACCAUUGUCAUUGGACUGUUUGGUGAAGUUGUGCCCAGGACUGUCGAGAACUUUGUUCAGCUGACUUUAGGCCAGAAUGGUUAUGGAUACAAGGGAACUAAAUUCCAUCGUGUUAUUAACGACUUUAUGAUCCAAGGUGGUGAUGCGGACAAAGGGGAUGGAACUGGCUCUCGUAGCAUUUACGCCACUUUUGAAGAUGAAAACUUUUCAUUGAGGCAUUAUGGAUCUGGCUGGGUCAGCAUGGCAAACAGAGGACCAGACACCAAUGGUUGUCAAUUUUUCAUCACCCUGAGGUCGACAGAUUGGCUGGAUGGUGUCCAUGUUGUUUUUGGCAAAAUUCUUGAGGGAAUGGAUGUUGUGCGGAAGAUUGCUAGUGUCUCCACAAGCAGUGUAGAUGCUCCGCUACAGGAUGUGGUUAUCUCAGAUAGCAGAGUAGAGGAUACUGCUCCAUUUGAUGUAGAGCUGAAAGGAGUAGACAACCCAGAUGACUUUGACGAUGAAGAUGAGGAAGGCGAAGAGUAAAUAGUGCCUUUUAUGCAAUGGCUUAACUAAAGCCAAAGUCUCAGAGAAAGACAAAUGUUUCUUUGGACAUUAGUCCCAUGGAAAAUUAUUACAAGAUUGUUAGUUUUAUAAAGGAAAUUCUACUUCAUCAGUAUUUUUAGUACUUACAUCAGUCUUCUUGCAUUAUAUUUUAUGUGGAGUUAAUGCACAUUUUAAUUCAUAAGAAAUCAAAUGUGAUUGCAGCUUGUACAAACACAGUGGUGGCAUUCAGACCUGUAAGAUGUGCUUAUGAAAAUUUGUAAGAUAAAGAUUUGCAAAUUGUUGCUGUUAUUGUGUUAAUCUCUCACAGCUGUCAUCAGUUUUUCUAUUGCUGGUGUUAAAAAUUGAAACAGCAUUCUCAGAUUGAGCUACAUUAUAUAAAGCAGAAGAAAAAUUGGUGUAUUUCAGAGAAAUACCAAUCUGAAAACAUAAUAUGAUUUAUUAAUGAAAAAUAUUUCUCAACUUAGUUAUUGCAUUGCUUAUGGUCACAAAAAAAACUUGCAAGGGGAAGAAGGUGAUUAUGGCUUUUUUUAAAUCCAAGACAGUAUUUAUCAAUUAUGCAUUUCAAAAAUUAUGUCUAACAACUGCUUGUUUUUUUUUUUUUUAUUAUCCUAAUCUAUUUUGUGGACAUUUACAAUUUAAAUUGAAGGCAGGCUUUAUAAAUUUUAUUGCAUGAUUUGUUCAACCAGUUCAUAUGCUUCACUGGCUGCCUAGUUCAAGCUUGAAUUGAUAAGAAAAUCGCUUUAUCAUAUUUUCCUGUGGCUCCUCCAUAUUUAAUAUGCUGUCUACUUUCCAUCAAGACGACUUCAUUGGCAGACCAUAGUAUCAUCCACCUGCCAAAACUUUAUACCAAAAUGUUUUGCAAGCAAUUUAUUCUUAUGCUGGACUAAAGAAACUACAAUUUUCAGUUUAAACUGUUCCGCCUGUAAGUUUUAAGAGGGUGUUAAAGACUUUCUUGCAGUGACUCCAAUCUCGCUUCUUUCAUAUUUUCCAUGGUUAGGAUGUGUGCAUUCUUGUGUUCAUGUGUUUUUUUCAUGGUGGAAUACUAUUAUUUUACACUCUUCUUGUUAUCAGUUGUCUUCUAUAUUGAUGGUUGAGUAACAUGACGAGUGGAGAGUCAGGUCACAUGCUGGGAUUCCAUGCUAUGCAAACAUCAUCUUUGCUGUACAAUGUGCCUAGGCACCGUGAUCCCGGCACGCUGAAUCACUGCCACAACCAUUUGUAUAAUGUUACACUGUAAACUAUACAGGACAUGGUUGUUAAAAUUGCUUUGAAAAUAAAAUAUUACCAGUUCA
Molecule: messenger RNA, 3062 nt
Organism: Pomacea canaliculata
Lineage: Eukaryota; Metazoa; Mollusca; Gastropoda; Architaenioglossa; Ampullariidae
Product: peptidyl-prolyl cis-trans isomerase B-like
Biological process (GO): protein peptidyl-prolyl isomerization; protein folding
Cellular component (GO): intracellular membrane-bounded organelle
Molecular function (GO): peptidyl-prolyl cis-trans isomerase activity
Source: RefSeq, a predicted model, not a curated record